AUGGCAACUGAAAUCGUCCGUGCCACCUACGCCGAGCAAAGCGCGAUAGAGACUUUCUUGACCAGCGUCUUUGGUGAAGGAAACGCAACUGUCAAGUUAAGAAAUUCGUUGCGGAUGUUCCAGAGGUGUAAGAAGGCUGGCCAUACAGUGGAAACAUGGCAAGUACCAUUAUACCCUCCCAAGAAACCUUACCGAGUGAAAGGCCGAAAAGGAAAAGAUGGGGGAAACGGCGAACGUGGAACACUAUGA
Molecule: messenger RNA, 249 nt
Organism: Fusarium tjaetaba
Lineage: Eukaryota; Fungi; Ascomycota; Sordariomycetes; Hypocreales; Nectriaceae
Exons: 2
Coding region: 1-249 (82 amino acids)
Source: RefSeq, a predicted model, not a curated record